UCUUUCUAUGUUUAUUUCUUCCUGCCUAGCAAGAUUUGAUUUGGUCUUUGGAAUUAAAUGAAGCUUUCUAGUUCAUUAUGCUGCAUUAAUUAAAGAGCUCUGCUACAACUCUUUUUGUUCUUAAAGUGCCCAUCAAUAUCAGACCCUUUCUGUGUUUUUUUUUUCUUUUCUGGUGCUUUGUCUUAAAUAUGAAGCGGUUCUCUUCUUGCCUAAAUCUCUCUUAUUGAUGUUUACUUCUGGCAUAGAUCUCUUUUCUUGAUGUUUAUAUGGAGCAGUUUUAGUUUCCCCUUCCCCACAACUGUGUUGAAUUAUAUACCAGUAGAACUUGUGCCUUCUCUCUAGAGCAUACAUCGACCAAAUUCCUGCUGGUAUAUGUUGUGAAAUCUUGUGCUGUCGCCAGGACAAGUCUCUCCUUUAAAUUAUUAAUGUUUUAAUUCAUCACCAUCAUCUUCAUUUUUUUCAAGUACAAAUACAGACUCGAGAUCCAUUUCUUUUGAGUGAACUCAUUAAUCAAGGUCUUCCUAUAUUUUCCCUUGUUCUUCCAGGUCUAAUGGCCAAAGAUAAUUAUGGAUCUCCAAAGGUCCAUCUAGAUUCAAGAAGGAAGCGUUUAACUUAUAUAUUAGGUGUAAGUGGUCUCUGUGUUCUUUUCUACAUCCUUGGGGCUUGGCAAAACUCCGCUGUACCCAAAUCCAGUGGCGAUGUGUCCAACAAAAUUGAGUGUGGCUCUGUCAAUCCAUUGUCCGAUCCCCAUUCCACCGCCGUGCCAUCGUUCUCAUCAUCAAAUGCCGCCCUCGACUUCGAAGCCCGCCACCGGCCGGACCUCGAUGAAACGGCGGCAACGGUCGAGAAAUUUCAUCCCUGCCCCCUGAACUUCAGUGAGUACACUCCUUGCCAGGACCGAACGAGGGGGAGGAGGUUCGAAAGAGAAAUGCUGAUAUACCGAGAGCGCCAUUGUCCUGGAAAGGAGGAGCUUAUCAGAUGCUUAAUCCCUGCACCACCGAACUAUAAGACACCAUUUAAGUGGCCUCAGAGCAGAGACUAUGCUUGGUUUGACAACAUUCCUCACAAGGAGCUCAGUAUUGAGAAGGCUGUCCAAAAUUGGGUUAUAGUGGAGGGUGACCGGUUCAGAUUCCCUGGUGGUGGAACAAUGUUCCCACGAGGUGCCGAUGCUUAUAUUGAUGAUAUAAAUGCUCUUCUCUCUUUAACUGAUGGUAGCAUCAGAACUGCAAUUGACACAGGCUGUGGAGUUGCUAGCUUCGGAGCUUAUCUUCUGAAGAGGGAUGUCAUCACAAUGUCAUUUGCACCAAGGGAUACACAUGAGGCUCAGGUGCAAUUUGCUCUGGAGCGAGGAGUUCCAGCAAUGAUCGGAGUGAUCGGAUCGCAGCGGAUGCCAUAUCCAGCACGGGCUUUCGACAUGGCUCAUUGUUCGCGGUGUCUUAUCCCAUGGUUUAAGAAUGAUGGUCUUUACCUAAUCGAGGUCGACCGGGUUUUAAGACCAGGAGGCUACUGGAUUCUGUCGGGUCCUCCAAUCCAUUGGAAGAAGUACUACAAAGGUUGGGAGAGAACCCAAGAUGAUCUGAAGCACGAGCAAGAUUCAAUCGAGGAUGUGGCGAAGCGCCUAUGCUGGAAGAAAAUAAUAGAGAAGGAUGAUCUUGCAAUUUGGCAAAAGCCGAUCAACCACAUAGAAUGCAUUCAGAGUCGCGAGAUCCAUAAAACACCACACAUCUGCAAGAAUGACAAUUCUGAUGCUGCCUGGUACAAGAAAUUGGAGGUUUGUAUAACACCAUUACCAGAGGUGAAUAAUGAGGAAGAAGUUGCUGGUGGAGAGCUGGAGAAAUGGCCUUAUCGGGCAUUUGCUGUCCCGCCAAGAAUAAGCAGGGGUUCAAUUCCAGGGGUCGCUGCCAAGAACUUUGAAGAGGACAACCAGAUGUGGAAAGAGCGGGUGACACACUAUAAACGUAUUGUUCCUCCUCUGCUUCAGGGCCGAUAUCGGAAUGUGAUGGACAUGAAUGCAAACUUGGGAGGUUUUGCAGCGGCACUGAUAAAGUACCCGGUGUGGGUGAUGAAUGUCGUCCCUAUCAGUUCAGACCGAGACACACUCGGUGUCAUUUACGAGCGGGGUUUCAUUGGCACAUACCAAGACUGGUGUGAGGCUUUCUCGACGUAUCCAAGAUCUUAUGAUCUCCUCCAUGCCGACGGUGUGUUCAGCGCCUAUCAGGACAGGUGCGACAUCACAUACAUUCUCUUGGAGAUGGAUAGGAUAUUGAGGCCAGAGGGGACAGUGAUAAUCCGGGACAUAGUGGAGGUCCUCACAAAGGUAAAGGCAAUAACAGAUGGGAUGAGAUGGAAAAGCCAGAUCCUGGACCAUGAAAGUGGACCCUUCAACCCUGAAAAAAUCCUUGUGGCUGUUAAGACAUACUGGACUGCUGAAGCCUCCAAACAUGACUGACUAAACUUUUUUUGUGUUGCAAUAUCUCAUCGCCCCCGUCUUUCACUUUUGCUUGAAGCAUCUGAUUCUUUCUGACCCUGUCCUGAGAGGAGUUGCUAGGCUUGAUGGUUAUGGGUUGGUUGGUGUUAUAUUUUUUUGGUGACAGAAGGAGUUGCUUUCUAAUUGCAAUAUUUAGAGAGGGGAGUGGGGGGAAGGGAAUGUAAUGGUAUUAUGAUUGGUCUUAAAUCAAUUAUUGAAAUUAUCAUCUUUGAAUUGAGAGUUGUA
Phoenix dactylifera (date palm) is the source of this 2713-nucleotide messenger RNA. RefSeq names its product putative methyltransferase PMT17. Gene Ontology annotation, molecular function: methyltransferase activity. The record is from RefSeq and is a predicted model, not a curated record. Gene Ontology annotation, cellular component: endosome; trans-Golgi network; cytoplasm. Lineage: Eukaryota; Viridiplantae; Streptophyta; Magnoliopsida; Arecales; Arecaceae.